Messenger RNA from Annulohypoxylon truncatum, 2345 nucleotides. Its product is annotated as general substrate transporter. Gene Ontology annotation, molecular function: carbohydrate:proton symporter activity. Bases 497 to 2212 code for a protein of 571 amino acids. NCBI's taxonomy places the organism in Eukaryota, Fungi, Ascomycota, Sordariomycetes, Xylariales, Hypoxylaceae. The transcript has 2 exons. Gene Ontology annotation, cellular component: membrane. The record is from RefSeq and is a predicted model, not a curated record. Gene Ontology annotation, biological process: carbohydrate transport; transmembrane transport.
GACUGCUCAACUACAGGAUGAUGUGCGCCGCAUACUUAGAUGAUGUAGCACAUGAUGCUUCAGCAGUUACCACUGGGGGCUACUUAGGGAGGUAAGUGCAUGGUUAGGUACGGGACUGCAUAGUACUUACCCCCUUAACCUCUGAGACCUCCUCCUUCCCAUUCAAUGACUUCGAUCUCGCACUCAGACAUCUCAUCUUUUCCCUCUUCCAUCCUAACUAAAUCUAAACCUCAAGAACAUUAUUCGAGUUUCAUUGCUGAUAUUCUUCCGACAUAUCCACUCCUCUCGUUCACGUUACAUAGCUCUCUUUAUACGUUUUGAUGUUCAUUAUUAUUAUUUUCCCACGAUUCUUGCCUAGGUACUUUAUACCAUUGUCUUCAAUGAAGUGGUUUGUCGAAGACGCUCAUUAAUCUAGGACUUAUUCCCAAAUCAACAGGAUAUCGUCAACAAUAUAGGAAUAGCGCGUAAUAAAUUCAUCAAUUAAGUCUUACUCAAGAUGUUUUCUCCGUUACACGAACAAGACCAACCCGCCCCUGAUCCUCCUCCUCCUCCCCCUUCCUGGACGCAGCGGUUGCAGUCAUGGCUCUUAAAUUUAUUCUCAACGAAGAACAAUAUGGUUUUUUUCUCGAGUAUUGCUAUCGGUCUGUAUGGAUAUGACCAAGGUAUGAUGUCCUUGGUCAAUACAAAUCGUUCUUAUCUCCGCACUAUGGCUAUAUCAGAAGACUCUCCUUUUGUAGGCGUCAUCGUUUCCAUUUACUACAUUGGAUGCCUACUUGGAGCCAUUGCAGCCUCAUCUUUAGCGGACAAGAGGGGGCGAAAGACCGCAAUCUGGGCUUGCCUUUGGACGAGUAUCAUUGGUGAUAUCCUCAUGUUCAUCCCUGGUAUAUAUCCCUUCAACUCUGACAGUUCAUGGGGUGGAGGCUCGAUGGUUCUUAUGAUUAUAGGCCGUGUGGUUCUUGGACUAGGUAUUGGAGGCAUUGAUGCUGUAAUUCCAAUCUACAGCUCGGAGCUCUCUAAGGACGACGCCCGCGGCAAAGCAAUGGCAAAGGAGUUUCAAGCAAACGUUGCAGGACUGCUCAUCGCAUUCUCGAUCAACGUUGGACUUACUCUAUUGUGGGGGAAAGAUAGUCAAUGGGCCUGGAGAUCACCUAUUGUGGCUAUGCUAAUUUGCCCUAUCAUACUCCUCCUCAUAGUUAGGGGCUUGCCGGAAUCGCCGCGUUGGUUUAUAAGUCAAGAGAGGCAAGAAGACGCGAUGAGCGUUCUCGUAAAACUCCAUGGCGAAGAUGAAGCGAAGCCUAAGUUUGAGGAACUUCGCAUAGCCCAACAGGAAGAAACGGAGCACGGGAUCGGAUACUACGACAUGAUCUGGUUCACUGGUAGCCAAUUUCAUCCCACCAUGAUUACAGUAAUGGGCCAGAUCAACCAAGCAUUGACAGGCUACGGAGCUGUCUCAGUGUAUGGUCCACAGAUAUUUGAGCUCCUAGGAUUUCCAGUGCAAGAAGCCGAGUUUUGUACUCUCGGAAACUACAUUUUUUACUUUGCCAUGAUGACCUUCGCUUGGUGGCAAAUCGACAAACAAGGUCGGAGGAGGUUGAUGCUCCUAGGAUCAGUUGGACUGUCAAUUUUCUAUCUUGUUUUGACCUUCUUGGGUUCUCAAUCAAUAACGGAAAAAUCUGGCCCUCCUAACUGGUGGUUGCCAUCUUUGGGCAUAGCCACACUCUACGCGUCAACGGCAACUUUCGGAAUAUGUUGGCUGACUACUGUUUGGCUAAUUCCAACUGAAAUUUACCCGAACUAUGCGCGCGCAACAGGGAGCUCUAUUAGCGUCAUCGUAUGGGGACUGUCCAACUUUGUCGUUACGUUGUUAACGCCUAUUGGAUUCAAUAAUCUGAAGUACUGGCUAUUCCUUGUGUUUGCUGUCACCAACAUAGUAGCGGGAAUCCUCACCUGGCUAUUAUCACCCGAGACCGGUGGCAGGAGCUUCGAGGAAAACCAGAGGUUCUUCGCAUUAGCCAAAGACGAUGGUAGCUGGCUCGUGAAGAACAUUGCCGGUGGGAAAUAUAGGGCCAUGCCGCCAAAGGAGGAUAACCACAAGGAUUUGGACGUUGAAAAUGCCGAAGCAGAAGACGCUAAGGGUGAAAAUGCUAGAGGGAAAAACAUUCAGGAUCAACCCCUGGAAACGACACCCCUAUUGGGGGAACGGAUCGAAUAGGGGUAAGGUUUUUAUGUGGGCAAUAGAUCAACUAGCGAUGAAAGUCAUUGAUGAGUUCAAUAAUGAGAAGUAGCGAGUACAUUCAGUAACAAUAGCGAAAUUACGAGAUUUUGUAUCGUUUAAUUUAGUCCAA